CCACUCAAAACUUGUAGUAUUCUUAAGUGUAAGGCCCUGGGAUGUUGUGCAGUGAAACCAAGUGAUAAGUGUCAAAAAAUAUGAAUUUCUACCAAAACUUUUACUCGACGGAUUACAACAAGUUGUACUACUCUAAUAACAACAAAUACAGUGAGACCGACGAUGUGAAGCAUAAAAAAUCCACGGACGACUCGAUCAAGGUCAAAACGAAAAAAAAAGAGUCCAAAAAGGAGCACCAAGAAGACCCAAAAACUCCAAAAUUGGACAAAGGAUACGAGACUGCAGAUUCUUUGAUUGACAGCGAAUUAGACGAGUUUUCUGAUGAGAAGGACCUCGAUCAUAUACUCGAACCCACCGAUUCGUCCUGCACGCAAAAAGGACCUAGAAAGUGCCUCGCGUGGGCCUGCAAGGCCUGCAAGAAAAAAACAGUUGCCAUCGAUCGUAGAAAAGCUGCUACAUUAAGGGAAAGACGGCGCCUACGAAAGGUAAAUGAAGCUUUCGAAUUGCUUAAAAAAAGAACCUGUAACAACCCUGGCCAAAGAUUACCCAAGGUGGAAAUAUUGAGAAGCGCUAUAGAAUACAUAGAGUACCUGGAAGAAAUUUUACAGGGAUCAAAAAAUAGUCUGGAUUCUAAAAAUAAUAGUGCUAGCUCAGAUUACUUGAAUAAUUCAACUGGACAGUAUGUUUGUGAAAGAUUACAGCAAUUUAGUGAACCUCUGAACAAAUUUUCCACCCACAAUGUAUUUGACCCCCCUUCCACAUCAAGUUUGGACUGUCUAAACUUAAUAGUUCAAAGUAUAACCAACAAAAAAUCUCAACAAAUUUCUAACAAUGAACCUACGUAAUUUUAUUAUCUACAAAAAAACCUAAUUUAUUUUAUUAUUUAAGUUACAAUUAAAAAUUUUACCAA
Messenger RNA from Brassicogethes aeneus, 910 nucleotides. The record is from the annotation of a GenBank genome assembly. NCBI's taxonomy places the organism in Eukaryota, Metazoa, Arthropoda, Insecta, Coleoptera, Nitidulidae.